UGUGGGAAUGGUCGGUCCACGAACUGGGGGUUGGACCGCUCCGAGCGAAACAGAGCAAACGAGUUUUAAAUGUCCGCCAUGUUGUCCAUGGCGCACUGAACCAACGGUAGGGAGCGGAGCGUCGGAAAAAAACAGUCCGAGAGAGAGCGACCAAGAUCCGGGCCUUCCCCCGGCUCCGUUGGCGACGCCCUAAAUACAAGCUACAACCAUUCGAACGUUAGAAUAGAGACUAACCGCACAGAAACAUCCAUGAAAGCUCCACUCGGUACCGUUGUGAAUAUUAGGAGAUCGGAUAGAUUUAUAUUGCACCUCGAAUUGUGAAAAAUGAGUAAAUUGUCGUUUCGGGCACGGGCGCUGGACGCUUCCAAGCCACUACCCGUCUUCCGUUGUGAGGAUUUACCCGACCUACACGAAUAUGCAUCAAUUAACCGGGCAGUGCCGCAGAUGCCGACGGGGAUGGAGAAAGAAGAGGAAUCGGAACACCAUCUCCAGCGGGCCAUCUCGGCACAGCAGGUCUAUGGCGAGAAGCGGGACAAUAUGGUCAUCCCAGUACCGGAGGCGGAGAGCAACAUCACCUACUAUGACUCCCUCUACCCCGGAGACUACAAGAUGCCAAAGCAGCUAAUUCACAUACAGCCUUUCAGCUUGGACACAGAGCAGCCAGAUUACGACCUGGACUCAGAUGAUGAGGCCUUUGUCAACAAGCUGAAAAAGAAGAUGGAGAUCAGCUACCUGCAGUUUGAGGAGAUGAUUGACCGGCUGGAGAAAGGCAGUGGACAACAGCCUGUGAGUCUUCCUGAGGCCAAACUGCUGCUGAAGGAGGAUGAUGAGCUCAUCAAGGAGGUCUUUGACUACUGGAGUCGCAAGAGGAAAAACAGCAAAGCCAACUGUCUCAUCCCCAACGUAAAGCAGGAGAAACGGGAUGGCUCCAGCACCAGUGACCCCUAUGUGGCCUUCCGGCGACGCACUGAGAAGAUGCAAACGAGGAAGAACCGUAAAAACGAUGAGGCCUCCUACGAGAAGAUGCUGAAGCUUCGCAGGGACCUCAGCCGAGCCGUCACCAUCCUGGAAAUGAUCAAAAGGAGGGAGAAGAGCAAGAGAGAGCUGCUGCACCUCACGCUGGAGAUUUUUGAGAAGAGAAAUGUCAUGUCAGACUUUGGCGGUGAGGUUAUGGCAGAAGUUCUGGCUGAGCGGGCACUGGUGAGGCCACAGAUCAUCCCCCUGGUCCCACUCACCAACCAGUACAGACAUCAGGACCACAUGGACCUCAAGGAUUACAAGUCUAAGCCUGAGAAGACAGAAGUUCCCCGGCAGAAGAGGAAGUAUGAGAAAAAGCAGAAGGCGCUGCCUCCAUCAUCAGGCACGCCCCACCAUACAGGUCCUGUCGUCUUCAACGCCAAGGACCUAAACCAGUAUGACUUCCCCAGCUCGGAUGAUGAACCCUUCUCCCAGCUGCACUCAGGCUCUUCGGAAGCAGAGGAGGAGAACGACCCAGACGGUGCCUAUGCCUUUCGCAGGAAGGCCGGCUGCCAGUACUAUGCUGCUCGUCAGGAUCGGGUGGGUAGUUGGCCGUGGUGUGGACCGUGGGAGGGCGGUUUGUCAGAAGCUCGCUUUCGCUACAGUCUCACCACACUCACCAUGCCACGGCGAUGCCUGGGCAUGGCUCGACGGCGCAUAGGACGAGGCGGGAGGGUGUUGCUGGACAGAGCACACACAGACUUUGACAACAUUUUCCACAGACUGGAUCCAGACAUGCUCAACCUGCCUCUUCCUCGGUCUCCUCCUACUCCUCCUCCCCCUACUCCUACAACUACUUCACGCUCACCGGCCACCGACAAAUUAGCCAGUACCUCAGAAACAAAUACCUCGGAAAGAAGUUCAUCCUUCAACUCCUCUCUUUCCCCUUCCUCCCCCACUUCCACGGACCUCAGUCAGAUACUGUUGAAUAUAAAGUCGUGCCGAUGGAGGCACUUUAGACCACGGACACUACCACUACAUGAGCUGGACAAUGCCCACCCUCUAUUUAGGAGGCUGAGCCGAAGCCUGAGGCGCCCACUCUUGGCCUCUGCUCCUGGGAGGCAACCUUUUGGCUCUCAGCGUCCAGGGAGGGUUGUCCCUGCACCCGCACCCAUUGCUGCUUUCACAGCUGAACAGUACCAGCAGCAUCAGGAGCAGCUGGCCCUGAUGCACAAACAGCAGCUGGAGCAAGUCCAGCAACAGCAUGCCAACAGCACCGCCACUGCCAACAGCACCCAGUCCCUGGCAAAUACGUUGGACCAGGUCAGUGCUCAGUUUGCCGCCUCGGCCCUCGUCACCGCCGACCAACUGCUGGCUCUGAAAACCAAGGAGGAGCUAGGACUGGGAGGCGGAGUCAACGGUGUUCUCUCCCCCUCAGGUGUCUACAAGGGCUUGCACCUUUUGAGCACAGCGUCCCCAUCCCCUGCCGCCCCGGCUCCUCCCACUGCUACCACAACACCUGCCUCGCUCCACCCCUGCACCACCAGCUCCACCUCCACCAACAACAACAACGGCACCACUCACCCUGCCAACACAGCUACCACUAACACCACCGCCACUCAGGUCCUGCUGGGAAACAACAACAGCAGCCUCCGUCUGAGUGUUCCCGCCACCAAACGCAUCCCUGCCCCCCGGACGCUGAGCACCACCAUGUCUACAUCCGCCUUAAAGUUUGCCCACGCAGCAGCCGCCGCUGCCAACUGUCAGAAACCUAAGGUCACUACAGCCUCAGCCUCACCGCUGGACAUAGUGCCCAGGGAGAAUCAUGAACAAGACAAGCCAGCACUGAACAGUCUAUCAGAGAACACAGUGGCCAUGGAGGUUACGUAGCCUCUCGUACACAGCUCGGAGGAAGCGUGACUCCUUUUUGUUUUUUUGUUUUGUUUUUGUUUUUUUAGGUGCUAUGCAUCAUUCGAUAGUCGUGAAUGCAAGUGGUGGGGGACUGAGCAUGCAAGGCUGGGUUUCCAUGGCAACUGUUUUGGGACUUAAUUGCAAUGCUCGUCUCAUACAAUUUUUUUUUUUUUUUUUUUUCCUCCCUUCUCUCCCCCCAUAUUUUUUUUUCUCCCCCAUUUGUUACUGUUAAUAGGAGAUCUCUGUAAAUUCUUAAUAUGGCAAUUAUAUGUACAGUACUGCAUAUUUGUAAUACCCCUCUCCCCACCCCCUGUUCUUGUAUAUAACAUUACUUGAAUACAGAAUUGUUCAUUUGUGAUGUUUUGCACUCAAUAUAAAAAAAAAAAAAAAAAAAAAAAAAUCAAAAUUAAAAAGAGAAAACGACAAACUGCAACUGGUGCGAGUAUGGGGUGUGAAAGUUAUACCACAGAAAAAUGUAUGUCAUCACGUGCAUGGUGCAGAACCUGCUGUUUGAUCUAUUUAUUGUGCCGUGUUUACAGAGGUUUUUUUUUUCUCCCCCCUCCCCCCCCAAUUCAUCAUUUUUAUUUUUAUACACUGUAUCCCUCACCGGUUCCCGUGCUGUAGUCAGUGUUUAGCUAGAUUUAAACAAAAGAGAAAAAAAAGUCCCCACUUUUUUUGUUGUUCUUUUUUGGAUGUUGUGAACAUGGUUGGGGGGGGGGGGUCACCCGUUUUUGUUGGCUGUUCUUCCGCGAUGUUCCCAUGUGUCUGUUUAAAUCCACGCAGACGUGCGUUCAUUAAAGAUUGAGGCGCAGGGCAGUAGAUGUGAGUUCGGCCCUUUUCAGAUGCGAUGUGAAGCGUUUGGCUCGGUCUCUUAAAUUGACGGCACCGUUUAAAGUUCACUUUUAACGUUUCUUACACCUUCACUCAGACAUAUCGGGGGCAGUGACAGGUGGCGAGCUGCUGUGAUAUCUGCAAAAGACUUCUUACGUUUCUGGCCGUGAGCAUUGUGAGGUGCAACCACACUUUUGAAUGUUUAUUUGACCAACAUCUGAGAGCGGGUGCUGUUGACCGAGCUGUACCGCUGCCGCCUGCGCACACAGGCUCAGAGCUUUUCUGGAUCGGGAAUAGCCAGGAUGUGUCAUAGGUAAAUGUUUUAAUCUCAUUACAAAUCUAAAACUGAAUUUAGAAAUAAAAUGUCAUUGCUGUUUAACGCAGCGCACAGAAACGCACAGGAAUCAUGCGCAGAUGAAAUCUAGUGCGGGCUUAUCCGUUAAUGUGACUCCAAGCAAUCCGAUGCGCUAACGUGAGCGGUGCGCUCAUUGAGACGCGAAGCCGCCACGUUCGGGUGCCGUCAGAUUAAUGGAAAUGUCUGAAAGGGGCUUUUGUUUGUAGGCAUCAGUUUGUCAGUGGGUAAAUCUGUCUCCACAGAGCUCUUCCAUACAUAUAUUAUUCCUGAGACAAGUAACAAAACAAUGGGGAUAAAGACUUUCCUAGAAGACAUUGCUGCUUCUGACUUAUCUAAGCACUAUUUAUUAUAAUUUUAUUUUCUUUUUGGUUUUAUUUUUUUUUAUUUUUUUGAUUGAUGCUGCUUUUGUAUAAUUUUUGGCCUCUGGUUUCAACCAGAUGACCUUAUUUACUUUUAGUUUUCUCUAAAGGAUAAUCCCCACCCCUCAAUUUUCUUUUUUUAAACACAUAUUUUUGUAUCUUUUUUUUUUUUUUUGGUAAUUUUUCCACGAAAGACUUCAUUCUUUUGUUACUUGCUGUUCUGAAAAAAGAAAAAAACUAUAAGGGAGUUAAAAAAAAAAAUGCAGUAACUGACAUUUAUCAUUCCAGCUUCUGUAUAAUAAGGAACAUGUAUCAAUUGAGAGGAAAAAAAAAGAUAUAAAACCAUUUUCUCUACUUUUAAAAACUCCAGAAGGCUGAAAGGCCAUGAACCACAAGUUAUCGGGUGCCUUCAUUUGGGAAAAAAGGAAAAAAAAAAACUUAAAAAAAAAAAAACUCUCUUCUGUGAAGAGGUUGGUACUGAACAAGGCUACUUGUAGUUUUUCUUUGUCUGUACCACAAUCCCAAUGCCCAUUCCAGUGGCCCAGUUGAUUCAUGAGUUUGUUUCCUUUUUGUUUUUGUAAACCCUUCCACCGCACACAUACACACAUGGGAAAGACUUAAGAAUCCUCUUGAAUUGUCACAAAAUGAAAUAAAAAUCCAGGGCAUUAUGUGUUUUGA
This is a messenger RNA of Archocentrus centrarchus (flier cichlid), 5091 nucleotides long. Its product is annotated as enhancer of polycomb homolog 1-like. The coding region runs from base 325 to 2847 and encodes 840 amino acids. The record is from RefSeq and is a predicted model, not a curated record. Gene Ontology annotation, cellular component: NuA4 histone acetyltransferase complex. NCBI's taxonomy places the organism in Eukaryota, Metazoa, Chordata, Actinopteri, Cichliformes, Cichlidae. The transcript has 14 exons. Gene Ontology annotation, biological process: regulation of transcription by RNA polymerase II.